AUGUCUGAUUCAUUUGGUAGUACCUUUCACUCUUCCACUCCAAACAUCAGCCCCCAUGCAGCCCCCAAAAUCUCCACAUUGUGCUCAAUAGCCCAACCGUAUUGUAUUUGCACCCAGUGUAACCACGUCCUCGCCUUCAACCACCAUGUUGGUAAUGUAGCAGAGGAAGGGACAAAUAACGCAGGGUCCCAUGUCUCCCAGCAAAGCACAAGGUGGAGUCCAACGCCAGUUCAGUUACUCGUCCUUGAGGAGUUGUAUAGGCAAGGAACUAAAACACCAUCAGCUGAACAAAUUCAACAAAUAGCUUCACAGUUGCGCCAGUUUGGGAAGAUUGAAGGGAAGAACGUGUUCUACUGGUUCCAGAAUCACAAGGCGAGAGAGAGACAGAAGAGGCGUCGCAGGGAGAUGGAGGAAAAUAAUGCUGCUUCUUCUAGUGAAGGGUUGAAAGAGACAGGUUGUGGAGUUAAAGAGACAAAGAAGUGGGCAUCCACUUCAAACUGCAGUGGACAUGCAGAGGAAUCUGCUGCACUGGAUAUAGCAGAAAAGGGAUCUAAUGGGUGGACUCAGUUUGAGGAGAGAGGCAUACAAGUUUUGAGGAGAAACAUAGCAGAAAGGCAAGCUAAGUUGCAAUUGCAAGAUAAUGUGGAAAUGCCUUGUUUCCCUCCCACGACUAUGGCAGCUCUUGCAACUUCACACAGAACACUUAACACGCAACUUUUAAUCCCUCAAAGUUAUAACGGAGAAUGUUUAAGCUACUAUGAUGGAGAAAAUGCAGAUCCUCGAACCCUCAACCUAUUUCCACAUAAGAGGGAUGACCAAGAUAGCAUUUGUCUUGCUGAGAGGAAAUCUAUGUUCUGUGCCAGUGCUUCCAUGGACACGGAUAUCACCUCCAACCAGUUUUUUGAGUUUCUUCCUUUAAGAAACUGA
Molecule: messenger RNA, 927 nt
Organism: Sphenostylis stenocarpa
Lineage: Eukaryota; Viridiplantae; Streptophyta; Magnoliopsida; Fabales; Fabaceae
Source: the annotation of a GenBank genome assembly